CGAGUGUGAGAGAAGGCAGCUGCAGCCAGCGUGGACAUGAAUGCUGGCCUUCAGAGAGAACAGCGUUUUAGUUUUGGUCAUCGAAAGUGGUGCCUUCAACGCAGAAGAGCGUGAUUCCCCUCCACGGCCACUCAUCUCCACCCCGGAACAAGAGGGGAGAAGAGGGCUGGAGCCCCAUCGGCCUCCAGUGCGGCUUCCCUUGUGCCGGGACCAGGGAUGAAUGGGCCAUGCAGGAGGACUUCUCCGGCCUUCAAAGGUUCCCAACGCACCCUCGGGACGCGUGGGGGCCCCCUGCUGCUGCCCAUUGAGACAGUAGGAUGGCCACGCUGACCUCCUUUGUGAUGUUUCCAAGCCAGCCAUCCAGGCGGGAAGUGCUGGAGUGGUUUCUGCGUGCAGUCACGGGCCGUGCCUUUCCAGUGUGAGCACUGUGGGCCCUGAGGCCUGCUGAGUGUCCAUUCACUGCUGGUGACACUUGCACAAGAGAUAAAGGAAAAAAAAAAAAAACUCCCUAGGCCACCUUGGGUUUGGAUUCAGCGGCUCUUCCUCCAUGUGGCCACAGCCAGGCUUGUGCUCGGGACCUGUGGGUUGCUUAUGAAUGCAGCCUGCCCUGCCCGCCCUGAUCUGAGUAGCACCUAGACAGAGCCUGUGCGAGGCCAUGGAUCCAGAACACAACGUCAAGGGCACCAAGAAGGCUGAGGGAAGUCCCCGGAAACGACUGACCAAAGGAGAGUCCAUUCAGACCAGUGCUACGUCCAGUGCCCCGUACCCCAGCAGCACAGUAGCCGCUGCCCCCCAAGAAAGCCCCCUCCAAGAGCUCCUAGCCCCGCAGCCCUUCCCGGGGCCCUCGUUGAUCCUCCGGGAAGGCCCUCAGGAGAAGACGGGCCCACCCCAAAAGCCCCCCAAAAGGCCGUCCAUUGAAGCCUCUGUCCACCUCUCCCAGCUGCCGCAGCCUCUGACACCAGCAUUCAGGGCGCCCGGCCAGCCGGAGCAUCUCCUGGAAGGAUCCACGUGGCAGCUGGUGGACCCCAUGAGACCCAGCCCCUCUAGUUCCUUCGUCACCCCUGGUGGGCUCCAUCCUCAGAGCCAGCUCCUUCCUUCCCACGCAUCCAUCCUUCCCGCUGAAGACAUGCCGGGCAUCCCCAAAGUCUACAUGCCCCGUUCCCAGGUGUCCACGAAGUCUGCAGAGGAGGCACCCAAGAAGGAGAGGAAACCCCAGAAGCCAGGCAAAUAUAUCUGCCAGUACUGCAGCCGGCCCUGCGCCAAGCCCAGCGUGCUGCAGAAGCACAUCCGUUCCCACACGGGCGAGAGGCCCUACCCCUGUGGCCCGUGUGGCUUCUCCUUCAAGACCAAGAGCAACCUCUACAAGCACAGGAAGUCCCACGCCCACCGCAUCAAAGCGGGCCUGGCUUCGGGCCUCGGGGGUGAGAUGUACACCCCAGGGCUGGAUAUGGAGCGGCUCCCAGGGGAAGAGUUUGAGGAGCCCACGGAAGGAGAAAGCACAGAUUCGGAAGAGGAGAUGGGUUCUGCAACCACCCACCCCGCCGAGCACUCCACCAGGCCCAAGCACCCGCUCCUGUCCAGCAGCCUCUACAGCUCCGGGAGCCAAGGUUCCAGCCACGAGCGCUGCUCCUUGUCCCAAUCCAGCGCAGCCCCAUCCCUCGAGGACCCCACUUCUUUCGUGGAACCUCUAUCCGAGCAUCCGCUGAGCCAGAAGCCCGAGGACACCCAUAGCAUCAAGCAGAAGCUGGCCCUCCGCUUGAGCGAGCGCAAGAAGGUGAUCGACGAGCAGGCCUUCCUGAGUCCAGGCAGCAAGGGGAGCACGGAAUCGGGGUACUUCUCCCGCUCUGAGAGCGCAGAGCAGCAGGCCAGUCCCCCCAACACCAACGCCAGGUCCUACACGGAGAUCAUCUUCGGUAAGUGCGGCCGCAUCGGACAACGCACGGCCCUGCUGUCGUCCACUGCCACUCAGCCUCUGCUGCCCCUGUCAGGCGACGACAAGCCCAGCCUGGUGCCUCUGUCGGUGCCCCGGACGCAGGUGAUCGAGCACAUCACCAAGCUCAUCACCAUCAAUGAGGCCGUGGUGGACACCAGCGAGAUUGACAGCGUGAAGCCCCGGAGGAGCUCGCUGUCCCGUCGCAGCAGCAUGGACUCCCCCAAAUCCAGCCUCUACAGGGAGCCCCUGGCAUCACACGGCGAGAAGAUGAAGCAGCAGGAUGCAUCGUCGCUGCUGUGCCUCCAGCACCCGCCCAGCAGUAGCAGCACCACCGCCACACCCGUGCCCCUGCUGCGGAGCCACUCCAUGCCUUCUGCGGCCUGUACCCUCAGCACCCCUCAGCACCGCUUCAGGGGAAGCUACUCCUUCGACGAUCAUGUGGCCGACCCUGAGGCUCUGAGGCGCAGCAGCCACAUGCUCACGUCCCACCCGCGAAUGCUCAAACGCCAGCCUGCCAUCGAGCUCCCUCUGGGGGCAGAGUAUAGCUCUGAGGAGCCGGGGCCCAGCGGCAAAGACUCUGCCCCCAAAGCUGUUGAGGCACCCUCUUCUGAGGCCACCAAGGAAGGCUCGGGUGAGCUCACCAAGAAGACCAAGAAGGGCUUGAAAACCAAAGGGGUCACCUACGAAUGUCACGUCUGUGGUGCCCGGUACAAGAAGAGGGACAACUAUGAGGCCCACAGAAAGUAUUACUGCUCCGAGCUGCAGAUGGCAAAGCCCGCCAUCCCCACUCCUCCUGCGGCUGCUGGGGCCCCACUGGCUCCAGAUCCUGCAGCCAAGAGCCGCACGGAGCAGGAGCCCUGGUCUCAAGUGAUGCAUUACAAACUGGGGGCCACUUUGGAGCUCACGCCGCUGAGGAAGAGAAGGAAAGAGAAGAGCCUAGGGGAUGAGGAAGAGACACCGGCUUUCGAGUCCACCAAAAGCCCCUUUGGUGGUCCCCGGCCCUCUGAGGUGGCUCGGAAACUUCCCCUGGAGCCCAGCAAGUCAGCUGCAGAAUCCAGUGCAUCGGGGCCCUCUCUAGAGGCUCUCUCGGGCUUCUCGGCCUGCACCCCAAAACCAGGGUCUGGUUCCGAGUCGGGGAAGGAACGGAGAACCACGUCCAAAGAAAUCUCCGUCAUCCAGCACACCAGUUCCUUCGAGAAGUCGGACUCACUGGAGCAGCCCAGCGGCUCUGAAGCAGAAGACAGGCCUGCUGGCCCCUUCUCCACGGCGCCCCCCACCCAACUCACACGCUCCCCUCACUCCCUGCAGGCCAAGCUGGUACGCCAGUCCAACAUUCAGGUUCCCGAGAUCCUAGUGACAGAGGAGCCUGACCGGCCCGACCCAGAGCCAGAACCUGCACCUAAGGAACCGGAGAAGACGGAGGAGUUCCAGUGGCCACAACGCAGCCAGACACUGGCCCAGCUCCCGGCUGAGAAGCUGCCACCGAAGAAGAAGAGACUGCGCCUGGCUGAGAUGGCCCAGUCGUCCGGGGAGUCCAGCUUCGAGUCGUCGGCACCCCUCUCCCGCAGUCCCAGCCAGGAGAGCAGCGUGUCCUUGACUGGGUCCAGCCGCUCGGCCUCCUUUGACAGGGACGACCAUGGAAAAGCUGAGGCUCCUGGGACUGUGACUGACACACGCUCCAGGCCCUUGGGUACCCACCGGCUGACAGUCCCCAGCCACCAUGCCCACACCCAUGCCCGAGAGAUGCGGAGAUCAGCCUCUGAGCAGAGCCCCAACGUGGCACCCUCCACCCACAUGGCUGAGAUGCGCAGCAAGUCCUUCGACUAUGGCAGCCUGUCCUCCGCUGGCCUCCCCGAGUCUGCCCCGCCAGCGACUCCCACCGCCCCAGAGAGAAGAAAAUGCUUCUUGGUAAGACAGGCGUCCCUAAGCCGGCCUCCCGACGCUGAUCUGGAGCCCAUGGCCCCAGGAAGACCUGAGAGGGAGGACUCGAAGCCCUUACCCGGUAACCCUGCUGGCCAAAGUUCCUUGCCGCAGAGCUCCUCAGCCUCAGGGGCCCCCUCUCACAGCAGGGCCUCAGAAAGCCAGGGCCAGACUCCAGACAGACCUACCCUGGGCUCUACUCCACCGUACUCAGAGGAGGCUUUCCACCACCCCAUCGCCCCACUCCCACUCCAUGAAAAGCCCUAUCUGCCUCCUCCCCUCUCCCUUUUCUCCUUCCAGCACCUCUUACAUCCAGAGCCCGGACAGUCUUCGGAAUUCUUUUCCACCCAGGCAAUGCCCAGCCUCCUCUCUUCGCCCUAUUCCAUGCCCCCACUUCCUCCUUCCUUGUUUCAGGCCCCGCCCCUUCCACUCCAGCCUUCUGUCUUGCACCCAGGCCACCUCCACUUGCCCCAGCUCCUGCCUCACCCAACCAGCAUCCCCUUCCGACAGCCCCCUACUUUCCUCCCCAUGCCCUAUCCCACCUCCUCACCACUCUCCUCUGGGUUUUUCUUGCCCCUCCAAUCGCAGUUUUCCCUUCAGCUUCCUGGCGAGGGGGAGAGUCGCCUUCCCCAUGUCAAAACUAGCCUGGCCCCCUUAGCAACAGCAAUGGCUGGUCCCACCCCUCGCACAGAAUUCAGUGCUGACAUCCAGCUGCCCCCUGCAGCUCCCCCAGCCAGCUCCUCAGCAUCCACGGCAGCCCCUCCACUGGCCCUGACUGCCUGUCCAGACACCAUGGUGUCCCUGGUGGUGCCUGUCCGCAUUCAGACCCACAUGCCAUCCUACGGGAGUGCCAUGUACACCACUCUCUCCCAGAUCCUGGUCACCCAGUCCCAGGGCAGCUCAGCCACUGCUGCUCUCCCCAAGUUUGAGGAGCCCAAUCGCAAAGGGACAGCUGUGGCCGGGACUGAGGUGUAUCAGGUUGGGCCCAGCGUUGGCAGGGCCCCUGAUGAGCAGAGUAGAGGCUUCCCGACACCAUACCUGAGAGUGCCUGUGACUUUACCUGAACAGAAAGGCACACCUCUGUCCUCAGAAGGAGUCUUGAGCCUAGAGGGGAGCUCAUCCACAGUGGGGGGAAGCAAGCGUGUGCUUUCACCAGCUGGCAGUCUUGAACUUACCAUGGAAACCCAGCAGCAAAAACGAGUAAAGGAAGAGGAGGCUUCCCAGGCUGAUGAAAAACUGGAGCUGGUAAACCCCUGCAGUGCGGUCCUUACCAGCCCUGAAGAUGGUGAGAGGCCAGAGAAAUACCACCUGGGAAGCCAGGGCCAGAGCAGAAGAGAGCUAGAAAAGCUGUCUUCAGGUUCAUCUGGCCCAAAGGAAGUCCCUCCCCUUCCUCAUCCCCCAUUGCCCCAUGGGGUAUCCCCAGGCCCAGAGGCUUUGAAGGACUAUGCCCAGCCAGCUGGUGAACCUCAGCAAAGAGGGUUGCCCCCUCUGAGUGUAAAGAAAGAAGAUUCCAAGGAACAGCCUGACCUCCCGCCGCCACAGGCACCACCCAGCUCGCUGCCUCUACCAGAAACAUCCUCCAGGCCAGCCAAGUCACAAGAAGGUACGGACUCAAAGAAGGUACUGCAGUUCCCCAGCCUCCACACGACCACUAAUGUCAGUUGGUGCUAUUUAAACUACAUUAAGCCAAAUCACAUCCAGCAUGCAGAUAGGAGGUCCUCUGUUUACGCUGGUUGGUGCAUAAGUUUGUACAACCCCAACCUUCCGGGGGUUUCCACUAAAGCUGCUUUGUCCCUCCUGAGGUCUAAGCAGAAGGUGAGCAAAGAGACAUACACCAUGGCCACAGCUCCGCAUCCUGAGACGGGAAGGCUUGUGCCAUCCAGCUCCCGCAAGCCCCGCAUGACAGAGGUUCACCUCCCUUCGCUGGUUUCCCCGGAAGGCCAGAAAGAUAUAGCUAGAGCAGAGAAGGAAGAAGAGACCCGCGGGAAGCCAGAGGAAGACGCUCCUGCCUCCAAGACAGGGGAGCCGGCGAGGAUCAAAAUCUUCGAAGGAGGGUACAAAUCAAACGAAGAGUAUGUGUAUGUGCGAGGCCGCGGCCGAGGGAAAUAUGUGUGUGAGGAGUGUGGAAUUCGCUGCAAGAAGCCCAGCAUGCUGAAGAAACACAUCCGCACCCACACUGACGUCCGGCCCUAUGUGUGCAAGCACUGUCACUUUGCUUUUAAAACCAAAGGGAAUCUGACUAAGCACAUGAAGUCGAAGGCCCACAGCAAAAAGUGCCAAGAGACGGGGGUGCCGGAGGAGCUGGAAGCCGAAGAAGGAACCAGUGACGACCCAUUUCACGACUCUGAAGGGCGAGAAGGCUGGGAAGCGGUGGCAGAACACCAGUUUUCAGACCUGGAGGACUCGGACUCAGAGUCAGACCUGGAUGAGGACGAAGAUGAAGAUGAGGAGGAGAGCCAGGAUGAACCUUCAGGUCUGCUGGAGGCAGAUUCCCCACCAGGGCAGGGCCCUGGACCCAGGGACACCUACUCUGGCAGCCAAGCCUCACAGGCCAGCUCAGUCUCAGAAGGUCCAGCAGCUGGCAGUGGUUCCAUAUCCGACCUCCCCCGCCUGGCACCAACCCCUGCGGGCCCCUUGGAGAAGGACUCAGGCUCAGCCCCCAGCACUAAGACUGAGUCCCCAAGAAGACCAUGGUCCCCAAGCAAAGAAUCGGCCAGCCGCCCAUUGCUUGCCCACAAACACUCCCUCUGCCACAGUGACUCGACUCCCCAGCCACGGUCGCCUGCCCAAGAGCCACCCACCUCCACCCCAAGCCCUCACCCUGGUGGGUCUCCCAGACUUGAGCUGUCACCUCUCAGCCCUCAGCCCCCCAAAAGAGAUUCACCUCCCCAACUGGACCUUCUCCCAGAACUCAAGGGCAGCACAGACCCAGCCCCCAACAGACAUUCACCUACCAGGAGUUGGUCUCCAGGCCAGGGCAAGUCACUACCAUGGUCAGCGCUGCCAAGGAAGUGGACCUCGGCAGGAGAGCAAGGCCCAGGCUCGGGGCUGGCCCCGCGGGCUCUCAUCCGGCCCACGCCUCUACCUCACAAGCUCCUCAGCAGAAGCCCAGAAACCUGCAGCUCCACUUGGCAGAAGCCCGAGUCCUGGAGUCCGGCCUGCUCGCCUGGCCCUGCCCAUCCUCUCUCCUCCCAACCCUUCACCCCUCACGACUUCCACAGCCACAUCCCAACUGGGGCCGAGAACAUCUUCAGUCACCUCCCUCUGCAUUCCCAGAUCCUGACCCGCAUCCCGUGUCCCCUGAUCCCCAUUGGGGGAAUCCAGAUGGUGCAGGCCCGGCCAGGGGUCCACCCUGCCUGGGUCAGUGGCUUCUCAGGAGGCGGCAGUGACCUGACAGGGGCCCGGGAAGCCCAGGAGCGAGGCCGCUGGAGUCCCACCGAGAGCUCCUCAGCAUCUGUGUCCCCUGUGGCAAAGGUGAGCAAGUUCACGCUCUCCUCAGAACUGGAGGGUGGGGUCGAGUCCACGGAGAGUGAGAGGACACGCAGGGGGCUGGGCAGGCCUCCUGACUGGGAGCCCCGUGUGGCUGAGGUGCCCUCGGAGCUCCCACACAUCUCCUGUACCCCACCUGAGCCCUCACCCCGGCCACUCCUGGGCCACUGGUCAGAGUUGUCCUGGAGCCCCCGAGUGGGCUCCCCACACAAUCUGGCCCAUCCCAAGGCCUCGGCCACCCCCACGCUGGACCGUAGCAGCUCCCUCGGGUGCCUGGCUGAGGCCUCCACUCACACUCCUGCCAGGAGGAGGAGGAAUCUCUCUGGGGAACCCAGGACUGGUCAGGACUUCCCUGAGUCCUCAGGAAGUGGGGAGUCCAGGCUACCUCCACACCAACCAGAGGGCAGGGGCCCCCCACGUACCUAGCCUCUCUCUGACCGCUUCAACAAACAUCUGGCUUCCGGUGUUCAGCAACAGACGUUUCAAGCCACCUUCCUCAAACUGUCCGGUUCUCACGGUUCCCUCUACCGUCUGUCCAUCUGUCUGCCUGUCCAUCUCUCCAUUUGUCCAAGCAGCUUUUGUGCCGCCGCCUGUCAGCUUAUUCCAUGUAUGCAGUUACCUGUGCCUUUUCUAGAUCAUGUAUUGCUUGAAAAAAACUAAACACACACAUACACACACACACACAGAUUUUGAGGCUGUGAAUAUUUUGUGCUGUUUUUGAGAAAGGAUGUGGGUGGGUAAGGAUACCUCUUCUUGUUUGCUAUGGUCAGCAGCAACUCCAGCCAGCCUGGCACAAGGCACCCAACUUCUGAGAGAAGGGCAUGAACUGAGGGAACAAAGAAUCACAUCAAAACUUUAAGAAAAUAUCUUACUAAACACAAGCAGACACUUCGCUGUUCCUACUUAGUACUGCUGUACCCCACCCCCACAAGGGCCACCCCCUCUGUCAACAGAAAGGUGGGCUAGAGAUCCCAGGAAGAAGAGCACGGACACAGGUAGGGGGACCCCACACAAAAUCCAACUUUGUUUUUUCUAGGAGUCAUCCCAGAAGGCUAAGAACAAAGUGACGACAGAAGCUGGUCCCUGGGGCUUCCAAACACUCAGGAUGAGUCAUGGACUCACCCUACCCUCUGCAGGCAACCCCCAUAACUACCCACACCCUUCUCUCUGGGCCCUUACCCUAACCCCUGGGUUUGUCAGUCCCAGACACUGACUGUCCCCCAACUUGAGCCCACCUCCUCAAUCCAGCCCCAUAGAGCACUACCUGCCUGAGCUGCAGUUGAGUUUCACUCUGUCAGACCCAGGAUCCACAGGACUGUGUGAGCAUCUAUGACUGGUCUUUCUAGAACUGUCCUCCAACCACACACGCUCUCUUCAGGGAAGGGCCCACAACUGUGCUUGGGGGGGAGUGGCCCAGGCUUGUUUGCAUACUUGGACUGAACUCUCUUUAAAAAUUAUUUUAAA
Messenger RNA from Suncus etruscus (white-toothed pygmy shrew), 8806 nucleotides. It is a transcript of the gene HIVEP3, whose product is annotated as HIVEP zinc finger 3. The record is from RefSeq and is a predicted model, not a curated record. Gene Ontology annotation, cellular component: nucleus. Gene Ontology annotation, biological process: regulation of transcription by RNA polymerase II. NCBI's taxonomy places the organism in Eukaryota, Metazoa, Chordata, Mammalia, Eulipotyphla, Soricidae. The transcript is spliced from 7 exons. The coding region runs from base 656 to 7768 and encodes 2370 amino acids. Gene Ontology annotation, molecular function: RNA polymerase II cis-regulatory region sequence-specific DNA binding; DNA-binding transcription factor activity, RNA polymerase II-specific.